AUGACAAAAAUAAACGAUCAAGCACGAGCAGAUAUUGUAAAAUAUAUCGUCGAUGCAAUUGAAGAUACUGUAAAUGAGGAGAAGGUUAUAACAUUAUCGUGUGAAAUCAAAGUAAACCGAACGUUAAAGUCAUGUGAUGAAUGUGCUGGAAAUAUUUGUGCACCACAAGAACCAAGACAGGAUCAUAAGAAAAUAAAAUUAGGAAAGUUACUUAGUGUGAUCAAUAACCCUGUUAUACAAGUAGCGAAUUUUCUUAAGGUAAUUGGAAGAACAUUGGACGUAGUUAAAAAAAUCAGCGAUAAAGUACUUGGAAAACUUAAAGGCAUAACUUCUAAGAUAGAAGACACUUUAAAAAAAGCUGGAGAAAAAAUAUUUGGCAAAGUGAUUUCUGAAGUGGGAUCUUUCGGUAAAAAAGUUGGAAAGGAAGCUGCUAGAUUUGGAAAGAAGAUAGGAAAGUUCGUAAAAAAAAUAGGAGGAAAGGUUAAAAGUACAAUAAAAAAAGUUGGAGGAGCUAUUAAAAAAGUUAGAGUCGGGAUUAAGAAAAUCGGAUCCAAAAUAGGAAGUCAUGUUAAAAGAUUAGGAAAGGGAGUAGCAAAAAUCGGCAGGAAUAUUGGACGAGGUGUUGCCAAAAUAACCAAGAAAGUUGGACAUGGUAUCAGGAAAUUUGGAAGAGGAGUCAAGAAAACUGGCAAAAAGAUUUGGAAGGGAAUUAAAAAAAUAUUUGGAAAACGAUCAACUAGACAUCUAAUUGCAAAGCGUUGUGUAAACAGUUGUCCAGUUUGUGAUAUACUUGAUACAACUAAACACACUGAGGAACAAAUAGUUGGAAAAAUUUGUGGGUUAAGUUUUGUUAGAAGACAGAAACAAUUAUAUGAAAAAGUGAGAGGUUUAGAGGACACAUACACCUAUAUUGUUUCUAAUGCACCUAUAGUGACCAAGGUGGAAUAUGAAACGAGCAGUAUCGUUAUCGUUCACGGGAAAUUGGCAUUUAAAAAAUCAUUUAUUACAUACCAAACUAACAAAAUCAAGAAACGAUUUCAGUUUUCCGGACUUUUUGAAAUCUCCAACAUAGAUGGCAUGGCCAUAAAAAUAUCAAAAGAUAUCAUAUAUAAAAUGCUAUAG
This is a messenger RNA of Mytilus californianus (California mussel), 1122 nucleotides long. RefSeq lists its product as uncharacterized. Bases 1 to 1122 code for a protein of 373 amino acids. Lineage: Eukaryota; Metazoa; Mollusca; Bivalvia; Mytilida; Mytilidae. The record is from RefSeq and is a predicted model, not a curated record. The transcript has 6 exons.